This is a messenger RNA of Pipistrellus kuhlii (Kuhl's pipistrelle), 3557 nucleotides long. RefSeq names its product ras homolog family member T1 (gene RHOT1). NCBI's taxonomy places the organism in Eukaryota, Metazoa, Chordata, Mammalia, Chiroptera, Vespertilionidae. The record is from RefSeq and is a predicted model, not a curated record. Gene Ontology annotation, cellular component: mitochondrial outer membrane. Gene Ontology annotation, biological process: regulation of mitochondrion organization; small GTPase-mediated signal transduction; mitochondrion transport along microtubule. The transcript has 23 exons. The coding region runs from base 189 to 2564 and encodes 791 amino acids. Gene Ontology annotation, molecular function: GTP binding; GTPase activity; calcium ion binding.
GCCGCUCGCGGAGCCGGAGGAGGCGGAGCUGGCUGUGUCCCGGCUCUGGAGCGGGUUAGCUGCGGAGGAGGUGGUGCGGCCGGCCCGGGUGGCCCAGGCUCGGGCGGGGCAGCGGGAGAGGCUGGCAGGCAGCGCGGGCGAAGAGCGGUGCCUUGGAGUGGGCGCUCCCAGCGAGAGGAGUCCGCUCCAUGCAUGCGGGCCGAGCCCGGCCCCUACGAGCCGCCGACAUGAAGAAAGACGUGCGGAUCCUGCUGGUGGGAGAACCUAGAGUUGGGAAGACAUCACUGAUUAUGUCUCUGGUCAGUGAAGAAUUUCCAGAGGAGGUUCCUCCUCGGGCAGAAGAAAUCACUAUUCCAGCUGAUGUCACCCCUGAGAGAGUUCCAACACACAUCGUAGAUUACUCAGAAGCAGAACAGAGUGAUGAACAACUUCAUCAAGAAAUAUCACAGGCUAAUGUCAUCUGCAUAGUUUAUGCUGUUAACAACAAGCAUUCUAUUGAUAAGGUAACAAGUCGAUGGAUUCCUCUCAUAAAUGAAAGAACAGACAAAGAUAGCAGGUUGCCUUUGAUAUUGGUUGGGAACAAAUCUGAUCUAGUGGAAUAUAGUAGCAUGGAGACCAUCCUUCCUAUUAUGAACCAGUACACUGAAAUAGAAACCUGUGUGGAGUGUUCAGCAAAAAAUCUGAAGAACAUAUCAGAGCUUUUUUAUUAUGCCCAGAAAGCUGUUCUUCAUCCUACAGGGCCCUUGUACUGCCCAGAGGAGAAAGAGAUGAAGCCAGCCUGUAUAAAAGCCCUUACUCGUAUAUUUAAAAUAUCUGAUCAAGAUAAUGAUGGCACUCUCAAUGAUGCUGAACUCAACUUCUUUCAGAGAAUUUGUUUCAACACUCCAUUAGCUCCUCAGGCUCUAGAAGAUGUCAAGAAUGUAGUCAGAAAACAUAUAAGUGAUGGUGUGGCUGAUAGUGGAUUGACACUGAAAGGUUUUCUUUUUUUACACACACUUUUUAUCCAGAGAGGGAGACAUGAAACUACUUGGACUGUGCUUCGACGAUUUGGUUAUGAUGAUGACCUAGGAUUGACACCUGAAUAUUUAUUCCCCUUAUAUUUAAGAGCACUUUACAUGUCAACUCGGAAUGAGCAUUAUUUUGACCCUAAGGCUUGCCAGGCCAUUCUAGUGACUUUCCUCUGGAGAGUCCACCUGUCCGGCAAGGAUAUUGUGCUAAAAAUACCUCCUGAUUGCACUACUGAAUUAAAUCAUCAUGCGUAUUUGUUUCUCCAAAGCACCUUUGACAAACAUGAUUUGGAUAGAGACUGUGCUUUGUCACCUGAUGAACUUAAAGAUUUAUUUAAAGUUUUCCCUUAUAUACCCUGGGGGCCAGAUGUGAAUAACACAGUUUGUACAAAUGAAAGAGGCUGGAUAACCUACCAGGGAUUCCUUUCCCAGUGGACGCUCACAACCUAUUUAGAUGUACAGCGGUGCCUGGAAUAUUUGGGCUACUUAGGCUAUUCAAUAUUGACUGAACAAGAGUCUCAAGCUUCAGCCAUUACAGUAACAAGAGAUAAAAAGAUAGAUCUUCAGAAAAAACAGACUCAAAGAAAUGUGUUCAGAUGUAAUGUCAUUGGGAUGAAAAACUGUGGGAAAAGUGGAGUUCUUCAGGCCCUUCUUGGAAGAAACUUAAUGAGGCAGAAGAAAAUUCGUGAUGAUCAUAAAUCCUACUAUGCGAUUAACACUGUUUAUGUAUAUGGACAAGAGAAAUAUUUAUUGUUGCAUGAUAUCUCAGAAUCGGAAUUUCUAACUGAGGCUGAGAUCAUUUGUGAUGUUGUAUGCCUCGUAUACGAUGUCAGUAAUCCCAAAUCCUUUGAAUACUGUGCCAGGAUUUUUAAGCAACACUUUAUGGAUAGCAGAAUACCUUGCUUAAUCAUAGCUGCAAAGUCAGACCUGCAUGAAGUUAAACAAGAAUAUAGUAUUUCACCUGCUGAUUUCUGCAGAAAACACAAAAUGCCUCCACCACAAGCCUUCACUUGCAAUACCACUGAGGCACCCAGUAAAGAUAUCUUUGUUAAAUUGACAACAAUGGCCAUGUACCCAGAGGAUCAUUACAGAGACAAACUCUCGCGAGACACGGGCAACACUGAUAGAAUAGAGAAUUUGAGAAAAGUCUGGGUCUUUCUAAAAACAGCUUUCCAUGCCCGGUUACGCUGUAUGUGCACCUGCAACAGGUGCACGUUUUGCAUCUGUCAGAACUUCCUCAACUCAGACUUGCUGCAGUCUAUAAAGAACAAAAUCUUCACUGCAAUUCUUAACAGGUUAAGAGCCCGGGUAGCUGAGUGGGGUGCCAUGCUGUUAGCAGACGACGAAGGCAGUAUUACUCACCAGGUGCACGCCGUCAGCUCUGUUGAAGAUUCCAUCUUCAUGGAGUCAUCUCAUGGUCCACUUUUUCUUGAAGCCAGGCACGUGACACAAGCUGACCUCAAGAGCUCCACGUUUUGGCUUCGAGCAAGUUUUGGUGCUACUGUUUUUGCCGUUUUGGGCUUUGCCAUGUACAAAGCAUUAUUGAAACAGCGAUGAUUUAAAACAAAAAAAUACUGGCCCCUACCAAAAACAAAUACUUUUAUGUACAUUCUGAAUGCUUUAAAUUCUGCUAGAAAUAUUGGCAUAUUUGUACAUGCAGAGUUACUUUAUUAAUUAUUUGUAAGUCGUGCAUAAGAGUAUUUUAACGAUAGUUGUAACUGCAGUAUUGGCUAGCAUAUGGAAAGAAGCAGCUUAACAGCCAGACUAAAGUGGCUAAAUUCCAGAGGCCAAAAGGGAAUGUUUUGUAAAUAAUGUACAUAUUCAGGCAAGAUAUUGUCUCCCAAACUGAGUUCUAGAAAUGAUAUUUCUAGAUGUUUCUACAUGGUAUUGUUAGUGCUCAGUUGGCUCACUCUCCUAGGCUUGCGUCAGCCAGAGGUUGUAUUUACUCAUGGAUCACUUAUUUAUUUCACAUUUACUCAGAACGAUCUUUGGGUCCUUCAGGUACCCAAGGCACAAUUGACCACUUUCUCUUCGUUUCUAAAAGCAAACAAGUCAUUGUCAGCUUACCCGCACAACCUUCUUCCAGUCACUGGGAUAGGCCAGCCUUGAAGCUGCCGUGCCAGCUAGACAACUGUACAGCUGAGUGUGAGGCUCUCCUUUAAGAAAGGAAGAGCUAAAGGCAAUCAGAGGUGUUACCUACGGGAUUAUGUUGCCUCCUUUGUCAGGAUGUUGAAUUUUAUAGCCCUUUCAAUCAAAUGAGAAAAAAGAUUUGUAUAUUAUCAAUGUUUUUCGUUAAAAUAAACCGGCACCACUACAACAAUUGAAUUUCCUCCCAAAGUGUAAAUCAUUCUACAAGGGCUGUGUCUGUCCUAGUGAUUUCAGCAGCUGCAUGUAUCAUGAAGUGUUCUAUGUCUGGCUGAAAUAACCUAGAAGCAGCACUUUUUUUAAAUGGUAAAAUAAGUCUAAUGAAUAUAAACUCUCAUGAUAAACCUAUUUUUUCCAUCAUUGACCUUUUCAAGUAUUUAAAUAAAUAACCACUGUGUACUGUGA